UUUGCUCCUCAACUGUUGUUUGUCAACACUCACAAACACAAAGACACAAAAAACUAUUCAAAAUUAAAUUCAAUGGUAUUCAACAUCAAGCCAGACGUCUGCAUGUAUCCCAAUGGAUGCGAACCUUCAUCUCCCAACUGCGAUGUUUCUGCCACAGAAAUCAUCAUAGAAUUCAAAUGGUCACCCUCCCACAAUGCAUUCCGUCACCCUGGAGCUGAUACCCUCAUGUCCCAGACAGAGAAGGGUAUGGACACCCUGGGACAAAUAAUGUGUUAUUCUGCAGCUCAGCUCAACACCCAGUUCCAUACCCAUGUAUUCUCUGUCUUCAUCAUGUGUGGUUGUGCUUGGAUCAUCAGAUGGGAUAGGGAGGGGGCUAUCAUCACCAGCGCCAUUGACUACAAUAACAAGCCAGACUUGGCCGAUUUUUUCCAUCAUUAC
Messenger RNA from Suillus subaureus, 438 nucleotides. RefSeq lists its product as uncharacterized. NCBI's taxonomy places the organism in Eukaryota, Fungi, Basidiomycota, Agaricomycetes, Boletales, Suillaceae. The record is from RefSeq and is a predicted model, not a curated record. The annotation marks the transcript as partial. The transcript has a single exon.